Messenger RNA from Frieseomelitta varia, 1215 nucleotides. RefSeq names its product odorant receptor Or1-like. Gene Ontology annotation, cellular component: plasma membrane. Gene Ontology annotation, biological process: detection of chemical stimulus involved in sensory perception of smell; sensory perception of smell. The transcript has 5 exons. The record is from RefSeq and is a predicted model, not a curated record. Lineage: Eukaryota; Metazoa; Arthropoda; Insecta; Hymenoptera; Apidae. Gene Ontology annotation, molecular function: odorant binding; olfactory receptor activity. The coding region runs from base 150 to 1049 and encodes 299 amino acids.
UUUCGUCAUCAUAUACAAGGCGAUGAACUUCCAAUUUCGUGAAAAAGGAAUAAGGAGGCUGUUGGACGACAUGUAUCGAUAAUCUCUGCGAAUUUUCCGAAGUCGAACAUAUUAAGAAACUUAUCGACAAGUAUUACAAACGACAACGAAUGAUCUUCAGUGGGUUUAGUGCGUUAGCAUUUACGUUGGCAGUUGUUCUGUUAUUAUUCUCACCGAUGGAGAACGGACUACCGAUCAGAGCCCAGUAUCCUUUUAAUACAACGGCAUCACCUUCGCACGAGAUAGGUUUCACCAUAGAAACCUGCGCCAUUUCUGGUGCUUUACUAGGAUUACUAGGAAUAGACAGUAUUUCGUCCGUGAUCUGCGUUUUGCUCACUCAACUGUUUCAUAUGUUGAAUGUAAACUUUGAAAAUUGCACGAAUGAAACGAACGAGAAUGCAGCUAAGUUUUAUGAUGAACACAUUAGCACGAAUAUUCGUUACGACAAAAGAAAAUCGAACAAUACGUUUCUCCAUCGUUACAAAACGUGUCUUCGAUUUCAUCAGCGGUUAAUACCUAUGUGCAAUGAUUACAACAAAUUGUUCAGCAUGAGCAUGUUCGUUCAGAUGCUUUCGAGUACUUCGAUCAUUUGCCUGACUGGCUUUCAGGCUGUUGUGGUCGGAGGCCAAAAUUCAGACAUCAUAAAGUUCGGUAUUUAUCUAAGCGCGGGCAUAUCUCAACUCUUCUAUAUCUGUUGGAUUGGAAAUGAACUGAGCUAUAUGAGCUCGACGUUGGACAGAAGCCAAUGGCUCUCAGGCUGGCAUAACGAAUGUUUAACGAAUAUCGUGCAGAUAUUCACGUUAUCCACGAUGUUCACCAGGCAGUCGAUAACUUUAAAAGCCAGCGUAUUUUUGGUGCUAUCUCUGGAAACUUUUAUCACCGUACGUACACGUCGAUCAACUAUGCGACGCUACCUGCGCUGUACAACUGUGAUACACAGUAUACUCGUUGCAGAUCAUAAAGGGGUCUUACUCGAUUUUUGCUUUAUUGGACAAUAUGCAAACAACUAGUCGUUAACUCUGCAAUUUUGUCCUGUGCUAUACUGUACAAUCUGUAAAAAGGAUUUUUUAGCCAAUAAUGUACAAAUAUAAAGACGAGGUAACGUAUACUAUGCUCGUUCGAUAAUUGUACGUAGCAUAUACGAGACUGACCUGAUAUUACAUUGUAUUUCGGUGU